AUGAUGUUAAUUAAUCUUUCAAAAACUUUUUUUUAUAUUUCUUUUUUCUAUAAAAUUAUUUCUCAACAAUAUGAUAUAUAUCCUUAUGAAGCUAUACUUCCUAAAGUAAUUAGAAGUGAAUGCCGUUCAUAUGAUGGUAGAAAAGUUUGUAGUGAAUUGUAUAAUUUUCAACCACAUCCUAGAAUAGAAGGUAUGAUUUGUGAACAAUUUGGUCAUUAUUCAUAUCGAUGUUUCUUUAAUAGAGAUGAUUAUAGAUGGGUUGAAAAUAUUUAUAAACCAUUUAUUGAAAGUAUAAAAUUAGAUGAAAAAGAUCCUUUAGUUGGUAGUGUUGAUUAUGAUUACAAAUCAUAUGCAUCAAUUAUUCGUAACACUUGUAUUCAAAAUUGUCCUAUACUUGAUAUUGAAGAAACUAUUCCUGUUGUUCAUAUUCCUUAUGAUUCUACUUCACGUAUAUUUGUUGAAAGUUCCCUUCAAACAGAUAAAUAUGGUAUAACUAAAAAAUAUCAAAAAAUGAUUUUUAUAGAUGGUAAAGAAUAUUUUGUUGAGGUACCCCAACAAAAACCAAUAUUACAAGAUGAUGCUUAUUUAUGUAAUGAAAAAAGGCGCGGCUCAGUUUUAUAUAAUGAAAAAAAAAAUCCUUGUGAAAUUUCUAUUAAUGGAAGAGAACAUUUUUCAAGACCACAUAUACCUAUUAUUAAUCAUAAUAAUUAUUUAAAUUUAUUUGAUGAUAAUGUUUUUGAAAUAUGUGAUUAUGAUAAUGGUUGUAAAUUAACUCGUUAUAAUAUUCCAUUUAAUUUGAAUAGAACAUCAAAUAUAUUUAAGGAAAUGUACCAUAAAUAUGGACAUUUAUAUGAAAAUAAAAAACCUCAAACUACAACAGAUAUUGGUGAUUAUAGUAGACGAUGGGAAAAUUCAUACAGACAAGAAUAUGAUUUUCAAAAAGAAGAGUUAGGUAGAGAAGAACAUAAUAGGCAUUACUCUAGGAGAUGUUACUCAACUGGGCGUUGUAGGCAUAUUAAUAUUAAAAUAACAGAUGAUUGUAAUGAUACAAAUAAAUGUUAUUAUAGCAAUCAAAAUGUUAAUGCCAAUAGAGAUGAAGAAUAUCAAAGGCGUGUUGAAAGUGAUAAACAAAGAAUUGAUAAUAAAAGAGAAAGAAUUAGAAUGGAAACAGAAGCAUCAAGACAAAGAAUAUUACAAUUACAAGAGUAUGCUCGAAGAAUUAGAAUUGAAAGUGAACGUCAAAUAGAAAAAAUUAAACAAGAAAUAGAGGAAAGACGACGUUUUCAGGAACAAACUGACAGAACAAAUGAUAAUCAACGCGAUGAACAACAAUAUCAUAUAAAAGAAAAUUUAUCUCCAACAAAUAAUAAAGUAGAAAUAUUAUCUAAAAGUUGUAAUUAUGAUAUUAAUAUAAGAUCAUGUUAA
Messenger RNA from Strongyloides ratti, 1425 nucleotides. RefSeq lists its product as hypothetical. Lineage: Eukaryota; Metazoa; Nematoda; Chromadorea; Rhabditida; Strongyloididae. The record is from RefSeq and is a predicted model, not a curated record. Bases 1 to 1425 code for a protein of 474 amino acids. The transcript is spliced from 2 exons.